GAUGUAGGCCCCAUUUUGUGCACUCAAGCUUCAAGCUGUUGCAAAAAGGUCAAUCAGCAAUGGCUGCAGCAGAAAUUCCCAGUUACAUUGUUUCUUCUCAGACUGAGAAACACAGAAGGGCCAGAAACUGGACUGAUGCAGAAAUGAGAGGUUUAAUGCUGGUUUGGGAAGAAUUUUUUGAUGAACUGAAACAAACUAAAAGGAAUGCCAAAGUUUAUGAGAAAAUGGCUAACAAACUCUUUGAAAUGACUGGAGAAAUUCGCCAUGGAGAGGAAAUAAAGAUAAAAAUUACAAAUAUGACAUUCCAGUACAGGAAAUUAAAAUGCAUGACUGAUAGUGAAACCGUCGCACCUGACUGGCCUUAUUACAAAACCAUUGAUAGAAUCCUGUCUAAAGUAUCAGACCACAGUGAUGUGAAAAUGCAUGAAAGUCAGCAACCAGGCCCUUCUACAUCACAGACUGAGGCCUCGCAGUCUCCAUCAGCUAAGUCUACACCUCUGUACUUGCCGUAUAACCAGUUUACAUACGAAGGAAGGGAAGAAUGUUUUGAAGAUGAACAUUCAGAGAGCUCAUCAAGCUUACUUUCUUAUAAGUUGAGAACUGAAGAAAGACCAGUUAAGAAAAGAAAGCUUCAAAGCUGUAGUUUCCAAAAGAAGAAACUAAAACUAAUGGAAGCCAUGUUGGAAGAACAAAAGAAGUUAAGCAGAGCUAUGGAAGAAACCUGUAGAGAGGUGCGCAGGAUUCUAGAUCAGCAAAACAUCAUUCAAGUUCAAAGCCUGCAGCUACAGGAGAGAAUGAUGAACCUACUGGAGAAAAUGAUCUCCAAGUCUAAUGUGUAGUUUCCUUGGUGAAUGCUGCUAAACUACACUAUUUAACAAUGUUAUAGAAAUCCACUAUCACACAACUUGUGUGUGUCUGUUGCCCUUUUCCCAUGUUUUCUAUGGAAAUUAAAAUCUUAGUGUAAUCCUAGUGAAACGAAGAUAACAGUUAAUACAGGGUGAGAGCUAGCCAGGAUCUUGUGGAGUUAAGUAAUAACAGUGAGGAAAUUGGUGCAAUAUAUACCUAAUUGUAAUUAUUUUUGUACUGAAUGGUUAAGGGACGAAUAACUCUGGGAAAUGAAAUUUACUGUACUAUUUAUGCUAAGGUCAGGUAUUAUUUUACAAGCAGCAGUGUUGUGUACUGCUUCAUACCAAGGUCUGCAGCCUGACCUACUGUGGGAGAAUACAGUAGUGUAUUUUCCAGACAUAUUCACUGCAUUUCUGACUUUCUCCAAGCCAGACUCAGUUUUGAAACACAUGCAGUGGUUGUGUAGCAUGAACUAUGAUUCUUGUGAAGAGCUAGUUGAGAUCACCAAACACAGGACAUAUUUUAAACUUCAUGCAAAAAUGAACAGUACUCAAAAAUGAAAUAUUAAAUAAUCUCCCAAAUACACUUUUGAUAAAAAAAAUAAAAACUAUAUACUGAAUACUAAACUGUAUUGAAAGUACUUGAAGUUGCUUUUCAUAUUAAAUGUAUAGUUUUUUUCAUUACUAACUGGAAUCUGUUGACUUUAUGAUCAACGAAUAAUUAGAAAACUCCAUUUAUUCUCUAUCACAGAAGAAACAUAUUGUACUGUGUGUAUACAUUAGAUAUAUAGAUCUCCCUCAAGUGAAAUAAAGACAAAGAUAACCUUAUUUAUUAUUUGCUGGGCAGAUAGUGUGCUUGGGACAGUGCAAAACAGUGGAAGAUAUUGCUACUGCUUCAAGGAGUUUUCAUUCUAAAACACAAUACAGAGAUCUAAUAGCCACAUAUUUGGGUCAUCCAGGAUAUCUUUAAGUGUGGCAUAACAUUUAUUUUUAAUAACACUUUUCCAGAACAAUCUCUCUUGCUGGUGAAAUAAUUUUAAUACGGUACGUGGAAGUAGUAUAUUAUGAGUGGUUUAAAUGAAGGGAGGGUGGUCAACAUAAAUAUACCACAAGAGGCAGCUGAAAUCCUAAAGGAUGGUAUAGAAGUCAUCAAGAUGAAGUACUAGCAGCAUUCUUGUUGUCUUUAUUUAUAGAAUAUUUCAUUAAAAAUCAUCUUGAACAAAUAACUCUGAUCUAGAUUAUCUGAAUUGCUGAUGUGCUAUCUCUUUGAGAAACAAAUAUUUCUACUGUCAAGUUCACACUGCUCCUGCUGUAUUUGUGAAACAAGAGUUGCCCAUCUAAGGGCUGAUUAGACUCAAUCAUAAGAGAGUAUUCUUGUUAGUGGCUACA
Molecule: messenger RNA, 2234 nt
Organism: Dermochelys coriacea (leatherback sea turtle)
Lineage: Eukaryota; Metazoa; Chordata; Testudines; Dermochelyidae
Gene: MSANTD1
Product: Myb/SANT DNA binding domain containing 1
Exons: 4
Coding region: 60-839 (259 amino acids)
Biological process (GO): positive regulation of DNA-templated transcription
Cellular component (GO): nuclear body
Source: RefSeq, a predicted model, not a curated record